Haemonchus placei is the source of this 1164-nucleotide messenger RNA. The record is from the annotation of a GenBank genome assembly. Lineage: Eukaryota; Metazoa; Nematoda; Chromadorea; Rhabditida; Trichostrongylidae.
AUGGACAAUAUUACCUCCAUCUUCGAUACUUGUCCAUUAUACCUAUACAAUCCUUUGGAUAUCACCCUUCUCGGGUUCUACUAUCCAACGUACAAUCGUAAAAAGAACUGCAAAGUGUACAAGCCGAUUACUCAGCUGGUGGAUGGGUAUGUGCUGUUGAGCAACAACGCAUCGAAUCACACAUGCCAUGCCAGAUGUAUCUUCCCGAAAAAGGAUAGAGGUUAUUUGGGUACACUCUGGGUAAAAGUCCCAUCGGUGGACAGGCUUGAAUGUGAUAUUGUUGAGACAGAAUGUAUCAAAGAAGAUAUUCUGGAGUCAUUUCUACAUACGCAAAUCUUUGAACAGAAGUCGCUACCGAAGACGCUUGAAUAUCUUCAAGAAACGAUGGGUGGCGUUCAAAUGGAGUUCCUGAACAAAGUUGGCGACAACAGUCGUCCAAAUGGAUUUCCUCUUGCAUUCGGAACGCCCAAAGUUGCCCAGGUAUGGCCAACGACGCUGGCACACGAAACUCUGAAAGAUCUCUACCAUGCAGACGUACAAUUCCUCGAAUUUUUCCAGAGGAAUCGUGCCAUCAUUGAACGCUCCUUCUUCUUCUUCAUGGGCGAUCACGGACCACGAAGAGACGGUAUAGGCAAUAUUCGUCUUGGUCAGUACGAGAACUUGAACCCAUUCCUCAUGGUUAUCAUUCCUGCUGCUUAUCGCAGUACGCCGAUGCAUUUGCAACUGAAACAGAAAGUGCUUCAACUAAUGACCAACUUCGAUAUUCACGCAACGCUCAUGGAUAUCCUGAAGCUGGAACCGCCUUCCGAGUUUCGAAACACGUCAUAUCGCUCCAUGGAACCGUUAAGCAAAGGAUCAUCACUUUUCAGAGAAUGGAGAGGACCCAGAAAUUGCCGUACUCUUCCCAUACCAUCUCAGUAUUGCAUAUGUCAAUAUGAUUGGACAAAUGUUGAUAACCAGACGGUCCAGUUGGAACUCGGUGAAUUCUUUGCCGAACAACUCAAUUUACAAUUGACAAAUGGCGGUGUGAUGGAAAAGUGUCAAAGGCAGUUCUACAAUCGGAUAUCGUCUAUGAGGCAACUAUACGACCGAGAUGAACUACUCUAUGACGUGGUAGUGUACUUGUCUCCAUCAAACGGCCUUUUUUCGGUGGGUGACUUCUAG